Molecule: messenger RNA, 1389 nt
Organism: Ostreococcus lucimarinus CCE9901
Lineage: Eukaryota; Viridiplantae; Chlorophyta; Mamiellophyceae; Mamiellales; Bathycoccaceae
Gene: Ggh
Product: geranylgeranyl reductase
Exons: 2
Coding region: 1-1389 (462 amino acids)
Biological process (GO): chlorophyll biosynthetic process; photosynthesis
Cellular component (GO): chloroplast thylakoid membrane
Molecular function (GO): FAD binding; oxidoreductase activity, acting on the CH-CH group of donors, NAD or NADP as acceptor
Source: RefSeq, a predicted model, not a curated record
AUGUUCACAUUGAAUACUCGAACUACAUGCGUUGAACGAAGCCUGAGCGCGAAGUUGCACGAACCUAAGCUGUCGCGUUCGCGCACGACGGCGCGUGUGACGCCACGAAAUGUGGUCACAGCGUCUGGUGCCCCUUUAACUGAUCGGAAAUUGCGUGUCGCUGUCAUCGGUGGUGGUCCUGCCGGUGCUUGCGCCGCUGAAACUCUGGCGAAGGGUGGAUGCGAGACCUUCCUGAUCGAGCGCAAGAUGGACAACUGCAAGCCCUGUGGUGGCGCCAUCCCGCUGUGCAUGGUUGGUGAAUUCGACUUGCCGGAAGAAAUCAUCGACCGUAAGGUCACUAAAAUGAAGAUGAUCUCGCCUUCGAACCGUGCCGUGGAUGUCGGACAAACUCUGAACGACAAGGAGUACAUCGGUAUGUGCCGUCGAGAAGUCAUGGAUGACUUCCUGCGCAAACGCGCGAAGAGCCUAGGCGCGAACCUUGUCAACGGUCUUUUCAUGAAAAUCGAAGAUCCCGGCCAAGGAAACGGCCCUAUCAUGGUCCAGUACAACGAUUACGAAGAAGAAAGCAAGACUGGCGUUCCCAAAACGCUUGAGGUUGACGUCGUCAUCGGCGCGGAUGGUGCCAACUCUCGCGUUGCCAAGUGCAUCGACGCAGGUGAAUAUGACUACGCCAUCGCCUUCCAGGAACGCAUUAAGAUUCCGGAUGCAAAGAUGGAGUACUAUAAAGACCUUGCUGAAAUGUACGUAGGCGACGACGUGUCGCCAGAUUUUUACGGUUGGGUUUUCCCGAAGUACGAUCACGUUGCGGUUGGGACUGGUACGGUUGUGAACAAGACUGCCAUUAAGCAAUAUCAGACUGCCAUGCGCAACAGAGCCGAGGAAAAGUGCGAGGGUGGUAAAAUUAUCCGUGUGGAGGCGCACCCGAUCCCGGAACAUCCGAGACCGAACAGAGUGAAAGGUCGUGUCGCGUUGGUUGGAGAUGCAGCAGGCUACGUCACGAAGUGCAGUGGCGAAGGUAUUUACUUCGCGGCCAAGUCAGGUCGUAUGGCAGCCGAGGCCGUUGUCGAACAAUCGAUGAAUGGAACGAAGGAAAUUGGCGAGACCGAUCUUCGUGUUUACCUUGACAAGUGGGAUCGCAAGUACUGGGCGACGUACAAGGUUCUUGACAUUUUGCAGAAAGUCUUCUACCGCUCUAAUCCGGCGCGUGAAGCCUUCGUUGAAAUGUGCGCGGAUGAGUACGUGCAGAAGAUGACUUUCGAUUCCUACCUGUACAAAACUGUUGUGCCGGGCAAUCCGUUGGACGAUGCGAAGCUCCUCGCCAAUACUGUUGCCUCACUGAUGCGCUCGAACGCUCUUCGCAUCGCGUCAAAAAGUGGCAUCGCCGCCUAA